Messenger RNA from Thyridium curvatum, 2688 nucleotides. RefSeq lists its product as uncharacterized. The transcript is spliced from 2 exons. NCBI's taxonomy places the organism in Eukaryota, Fungi, Ascomycota, Sordariomycetes, Thyridiales, Thyridiaceae. The coding region runs from base 1 to 2688 and encodes 895 amino acids. The record is from RefSeq and is a predicted model, not a curated record.
AUGUACUCGUACCCGGCCGACGACGACGACGCCUCGGACGCCGUCGUCGAGCCAGGCACCUACGACAAUGACAACGAGGGUCAUGACGAGGACACAACCCACCUGUCUCCCACCGAUGGGUACUUCCGCGCGUCGUCUGAAACGGCGACGUCUGGUACCUGGGACAGCGAGGCUUACCGGCCCUCGGACCAUGUACCGUCGUCUCCCUCGAGGGACGUCGACGCCGGCUUCGCUGGGUACACGCCCCAUGUACCCGACGUCUGGGUGCAAGACCCAUCCCUGGUACGGCAGCAAGAAGGCGGCGGCUCCUCCACGGCCGCCGAUAAGGCCAGGGAGGCGGAGGAGGAGAGAUCUGCCAAUGCACCGUCAGGAGCUUUAAAUAGCUCUACUACCUCAGGGAGCACCCCGGCACGAUCUGCUACCGGCUUCUACCACGGACGGCAUCAGCACCUACAGCAACAGCUCCCCUCCGCCGCCCGAGAUAACCUCGCGCUGGCGUACGACUCUCCUACAGCUACAUAUAACACGUCACCCCCGAGCAGCCGCUACGCCCCGAGCUCGAGGGCGGACACAGGUGGUCACUCGCAGUACACGCCGUCCACGUCGAGCAGCGGGCGGUUCUAUCCCCAUCAUCACUACCACCACCAUCAUCAUCAGCAUAGUAACAGCGGCGCCAGCAGCGUAGGCGCAGGGAGCUCCUCCGGCCGCGCCUUCUCCGAGCGAUCUUCUCUGCUCCCGUCCGAGGCGCCGCCGGCUUACACGCCCAGCGCGACGACGACGGCCAGCAACAGCGGCGACCCGCCUACGUCGCCGACGGCACGGGCCGCGGGCAGCACGCACGCAUAUAGCACAUUCCUGAGGUCGCCUGCCAUGGGGAGGAGGGACGAGGCGCGCGGCCUGCUGGCCGGCCACCCGCCCGAGAGCAUGGGCGGGGACCCCGAUGACGUCUCUGGGGGUGACGUGGAGAUGGCGUGGAGGGAGAGGGUGCGGAGGCGCGUGCCCUUUGUCAAUGGGAGGAACUGCCGUAUGGUUGGGCUGGCGCUGGUGUUGCUGCUCAUGACGGUCGGGUUCUUGACUGUGCCAGGCGUCCCCAACGAUAGGGUCACCAGGCCGCCCAGCGACGGCCCGGUGUCCAGUCCAGACGCUCCUCCUUCCGGGAACUACCCGGCCUUCGACGGCGGGCUGGACCUCUUCAAGAGCUGCACGGCGGCCAAAUACGAAUACCCGCUGAAGCAGUUCGGCGUCGACUUCUCGUCCACGCGGGACCUGAGGAUCGAGCAAAAGAUCGACGAGACCGACGACCACGGCACCCGGACGCGCUACAUCCGGACGAGCGGCGACGUGGUGUUCCGCAGGACCACGACGGCCAGCAGCGACCCGUCCAUCACGCUCGAGAUGGUGUCGAGCAGCGACGCCAUCGUGGUGGGGAUCGACUACUCGGAGGACCGGCAGGCGCUCGUCAUCACGACGCCGCGCGCCGUCGCCUGGGACGACACGGACCGCGAGUGGCCCUGCCUCAACGUCCGGGUCACGGUCUGGGUGCCCGGGGACGGCGGCGGCAGCAGCCUCAACAGGCUCCAGGUCGACGUGGUGCACCUGGGCGUCAAGCUGCUGGACAACCUCGCGCUGCGGGUCGGCGACUACACGCGCCUGGGGACCACGGUGGGGCCCGUGGCGGCGGCCGUGUCGGGCUCGGAGGACGAGGAGCGGCUCGCGCGCAGCGGGCCGCCGGCGUCCUUCGCGUUCGACUCGCGCUUCAUCGAGGUCAAGACCACGUCGGCGCGCAUCUACGGCUCCUGGCCGCUGUACGACUACCUCGUGCUCGAGAGCAUGUCGGGCAACGUCCGGGCCGGGGUCGUGCCGAAGCCGGCGCUCGCGGAGAGGCCGCUGCCGGCCAAGCUGCGCGUCAAGACCGUCUCGGGCAACGCCGAGGUCUGGGAGCCCGUGGGCCGCGCGGCCGAGGUCCUGGCGGAGCGGCGGCGGCAGGAGCGCAGCGGGCGCAUGGUCGCGGUGGACGCGAGGCCCGAGGACGUGAUCCCGCCGCGGGACUACGCGGUCGAGGUCAGCUCGACGUCGGGGGACAUGUCGGGCGCGCUGGCGUUUGGCGGCGCGGGCGGCGCGGGCGGCGCGACGUUCCACUCGACCUCGGGCAAGCUGAGCGUGGACCUGCUGCCCGUGCUCCCCGCCGCGCUGGCCCAGCAGCAGCUGCGGGGCCAGCGCAAGCAGGUCGGGCUCGAGACGUCGACGACGAGCGGCAACGCGGCGGUGCGGGUGCUGGAGCCGCUGUGGACGGGCGAGGAUGGCGACGGCAACGCGGCGUUUGUGCCCGGGCCGGUGCCCAUCGGCGACCGGGAUCCCUACGAUGUCCUCCGGCCGGAGGAGGAGGAGGAGGAGGCGGCUGCGGCCAAGGCGGCGCUGCGCGUGCUGCAGGCGCGGCACACGAGCACGUCGGCCAACCUGGUGGUGCGGUACCCCAAGUCGUGGGAGGGGUGGAUCACGGGCCAGUCGAUGAGCGGGACGAUCACGCUGCGCGGGGAGGGGAUCACGGUGGUGCGGGAGGGCAAGGACUGGCCCGGGGUGUACAAGAAGGUGGUGGCGCGCAAGGGGAGCGUGGGCGAGGGCGAGGCCUCGUCCGUGGAGGUCAAGAGCACGAGUGGGGAUUUGACUGUUGCGAUUGGGACGGAGUGA